CUCUAAUGCUUUGCCUAAAAUCGAUCGCCCUCAGGAAAAAAUGUAUCAUUACGCUGAAGGCGAAACAAUCGAUUGCGCCAUAUGUAUUGAACAAGUUGAGUCAAAGCAUGCUCAAGUUAGAUUAUCUUGUGGCCACAUUUAUCAUUUGAAUUGUAUCGGAUCUCAUUUCAACAUUUCUGGUGACUACAAAUGUCCAUACUGUCGGCUUGAAGUAGAAAAAAUAGUUAAACAACCAAGAAGCUGGGAAUUUCCCAUAAAUGGUCAUCCUAAUUCGCAAAAUAUAAACGACUCUGCUGAAAUGCCUCAUCCUGGUGAAUUAGAUUUCGCCAAUUUUCAACGCGGUGUUUUACAAGUCGUAAAUUCCAUUUUUCGAGGCAGACUUAACCUAGGACAUCCUUUCCGCAAUGAUAACGAUCCAGAAGAUGAUUUUUUUGAAACUGACAAUGAUGAUAAUUCUACUCAUGGCCAAGAUGAAAUCAAUCAAAGAAAUAAUGUCAAUUUACUUGAAAUUACAGACAAUGAAGAUGAUGAUAAUUCUUCGGAUGAAGAUGGUGACUUCGACACAAAUGAUUCAAUGAAUCAUUAUCGAACAUUCACUACUUCAUAUUAUAAUAGUAGUUCUGAAAAUUUACCUUCACAAAUUAGGAGAAGCAAUAACGAGGAUAAUUUAUCGAGGUCAUUGUCAUCAACUUUGAAUCUUAAUGAUCAUAGUAAUACCGCUAAUUCACAUUCUAGAUUAAAUUCAACAAGAUCUCACUCCCGUACAAGGUCACGUUUUUUUCGAGAAUCUGUUAGGAAUGGAUUUACAGGCUUAAUUAGAAACAGGUUGAAUGCAGAUCAAGAAAGAAGGGGUCACUUGAGAGAUGUUCGUGAUUUCAGAGAUCUUAGUCCUAAUUUUUCAUCAAGAAGACGUGAAGGCAACAGACAAUCAACUAUUUCAUCAAGAUAUCGAAAUAAUGAUUCUUCUAGACGCAAUAUAAUAUCUUCAGAAAUUUCAAAAAACUCUGCUGCAGAAGAUGAAGAUGAAAUGAUGUUUGAGAAUGUUAGUAAUGAUAUGGAAACUUCAGAAGAUGAUUCAGAAAACGAGCAAACAUUCAGAUGUUUUUCAUUUAAUGAUAGUGAUGUCACAAUCAGCAGCGGUGAAGAUUUUUAA
This is a messenger RNA of Entrophospora candida, 1153 nucleotides long. NCBI's taxonomy places the organism in Eukaryota, Fungi, Glomeromycota, Glomeromycetes, Entrophosporales, Entrophosporaceae. The record is from the annotation of a GenBank genome assembly.